UUUAAAAUAAAGGAAAAAGAAAAAUAGAAAAAUAGAAACGACAUAAACCCUACCCGCUCUCCUCUUUCGCCCAGUGCUGUCAAUCUUCGACCUUCAAUCUUCAGUUUCAGAGCAAUGGGAAAGAAAUCAAAGGGAUCUAGGAAGGGGAAGAAGGCCUGGAGAGCCAAUAUAAGCUCUGCGGACAUUGAGGAUUUCUUCGAGAAGUCUACAAAGGACGCUCUCUCCGGCGGUUCUCUUUCCGCCGUUCCCAAUGAUUCUCUUUUCGUCGUCGAUAAGUCUCGAGAUCUAUCUGUGAAGCGGAAAAUUGAAAAGAAACGAGAAAAGGUACUUUACUGUGACAGCAUAUUAACAAAGAAUCCUUUUGUCCAAGCUGUGCCUUCUUCAAUUAAUAAGAAAACCAAGAAAAAAUUGGAAGAGGGUUCUAAAGCUAAAGAAACCUCUGAAGAUGGUGCUAAGGUUGGCAUGUUUGACAUAUGGAGUGAUAAAGGUGAAAAUAAAAGCAAAAAAAGUAAGAAAUCAUCGAAGCCAUCCAUUAUUCCAGCAGUAGAAGUUGAGCCCUCAGGAUGUUCGUUCAAUCCUCCACAUGAGAGUCAUCAGGAUGUACUUGCCCGUGCUGUUGCAGAAGAAAUGCAGAAAGUAUACCGAAAUGAGCUGGGGCCUGAGCCAGUUCCCUUAACAGUCACAGGAGAAGCUAUUAGUGAAGAAGAUAUGUUAUUUUUGGAUGCUGAUAAUGAUACUGAUGACGAAACCAAUUUGGACGAAAUGGAUGAGGAUGAUAUUGAAAAAAGGCCUUUGAGGACAAAAAGGGUGACUCGAGUUGAGUUGAAUAAGAGAGCUAGAAACAAAGAACAGCGCAGAAAGGAAGCCGAAUCGAAGAAGUUGAAAGGAAUUUCCAAAGAGAUUGACAGCUUGCCGGAUAUCCUUCAAGAAAUAGCUAAAGAGGACGAGGAGAGACAAAACAGACUUAUCCGACGAACAAUAGCCAAACAGGAGAGAUUAAAGUCAUGCCCACCUCGAUUGGGGAGGCACAAGUUCGAGCCUCCUCCAGUUCAAGUUCUCCUAUCCGAGGAAAUAACUGGAUCACUCCGUAAGCUGAAGGGAUGUUGCACCCUUGUGAAGGACAGGUUCAAAAGCUUAGAGAAAAGAGGAAUAAUUGCCCCUACUGCCAAGAAGAGCAGAAGGAAAUAGAAAAGUAGAUUUGUUCAUUUAUUGAACUCGAGAACUCGAGAGACAUCUACGGUAGUAGAUUUGUUCUUUUGUUGAAUUCGAGAGACAUCUCUGGCUAAUUCGACAGGGUAAUGGUGAUAGGUAUAGUUUAAAGCAGCGAGGUUGAACAACAUAAAUACGUAUCGACGUGACGGGCCUUUGAGAUGUAGGUUUUUGUUUUUAUUUCGUUUUAUAUAUAGUUUCUAUUGUUGAACUCGAGAACUCUACAGACAUCUAUGGCGAAUUCAACAGGGAAAUGGUGAUAGAUAUAGUUAAAAGCAACAAGGUUGAACAACAUAAAUAUGUAUAUCGCCAUGAAGAGCCUUUAAAUAUAUGUUUCCUCCUAUACUGAAUUGUUUUUGACUUUUCAA
Molecule: messenger RNA, 1577 nt
Organism: Cucurbita maxima (winter squash)
Lineage: Eukaryota; Viridiplantae; Streptophyta; Magnoliopsida; Cucurbitales; Cucurbitaceae
Product: ribosome biogenesis protein NOP53
Exons: 11
Coding region: 115-1188 (357 amino acids)
Biological process (GO): ribosomal large subunit assembly; rRNA processing
Cellular component (GO): nucleolus
Molecular function (GO): 5S rRNA binding
Source: RefSeq, a predicted model, not a curated record